AUGGCUCUGUCCUGGAGGAGCUGGCUGGCCAAUGAGGGGAGCAAACACCUCUUUCUGUUUUUCUGGCUCUCCCUCAACGUAUGGCUCUUCUGGAAAACCUUCCUGCUCUAUUAUCAGGGACUGCAGUAUUAUUAUUUGCAUCAGAUGUUAGGGCUAGGAUUGUGUGUUAGCAGAGCUUCAGCAUCUGUCCUCAAUCUCAACUGCUGCCUGGUCCUUCUACCGAUGUGCCGUGUUCUCUUGGCCUUCCUGCGAGGAUCUCAGAAGGUUGCCAGCAGGAAAACCAGAAGGCUGCUGGAUAAAAGUAAAACUUUCCAUGUGACGUGUGGUGUUACAAUAUGCAUCUUUUCAGUCUUACAUGUUGCUGCUCAUCUGGUGAACGCUCUGAACUUCUCUGAGAACUACAACGAAGACUUUCUGGCACUAAACGCAGCGAACUAUCGUGGUGAGGACCCGAGGAAACUGCUUUUUGCUACUGUUCCAGGUCUGACUGGAGUCAUUAUGGUGUUAGUAUUAUUCCUAAUGUGUACAGCUUCCACAUAUGCCAUCAGGGUUUCAAACUAUGACAUCUUCUGGUAUACACACAACCUUUUCUUUGUCUUCUAUAUGCUGCUGAUGCUGCAUGUUUCUGGGGGAGUGCUCAAGUACCAGACCAACUUAGAGGAACACCCUCCUGGUUGCUUUAAUCCUAACAAAACACUCCGAGAGAAUAUGACGGUGCCAAAGGCUUUUGAAGAGAUGUUUCCUGACUAUACUACUGAGCCUUUCCCAGAGGACUUAUCAGUACCAGAACCCUUUGUACAAAAUAACUUUAUGAGAAUUUGUUCCGAGGAACCCAAGUUCCAGUCACACUUCCCAGAGACCUGGUUUUGGAUUUCUGGACCUCUGUGCUUGUACUGUGUGGAAAGGCUGUACCGCUACAUCCGCAGCAAUAAACCGGUCACGAUAACUUCAGUGAUAAGCCAUCCCUCCAAUGUCCUUGAAGUAAGGAUGAUGAAAGAUGACUUUAAAGCAAGGCCUGGUCAGUAUGUUACUCUACACUGUCCAAGAGUGUCCGCACUGGAAAGCCAUCCAUUCACCCUUACAAUGUGCCCUACAGAUACCAAAGCAACGUUUGGGGUCCACCUUAAAGUAGUAGGAGACUGGACAGAAAGAUUUCGGGAUUUACUGCUUCUACAUUCAAAUCAAGAUACAGAGAUUCUGCCCAUCUUUCAGCAGAGGCGCUAUCCCAAACUGUAUGUGGAUGGACCUUUUGGAAGUCCCUUUGAGGAAUCCCUGAACUAUGAGGUCAGCCUCUGCGUGGCUGGUGGUAUUGGAGUUACACCAUUUGCAUCAAUACUCAACACACUGCUUGACGGCUGGAAAUGCUACAAGCUCCGAAGACUCUACUUCAUUUGGGUGUGCAGGGACAUUGAAUCUUUCCGCUGGUUUGCAGAUGUGCUCUGUAUGUUGCAUAACAAGCUUUGGCAGGAGAAUCGACCAGACUUUAUAAACAUCCAGCUGUACCUCAGUCAAACAGAUGGAAUACAGAAAAUAAUUGGUGAAAAAUACCAAGCUUUAAACUCAAGGCUUUUGAUUGGACGACCCCGGUGGAAACUCCUCUUUGAUGAAAUAGCGAAGUGUAACAGGCGGAAGACCAUUGGAGUUUUCUGUUGUGGACCAAACAAAAUCUCUAAGAUACUUCAUAAACUGAGCAACAGCAGCAACUCUUAUGGGACAAGGUUUGAGUAUAAUAAAGAAUCCUUCAGCUGA
Molecule: messenger RNA, 1749 nt
Organism: Gavia stellata (red-throated loon)
Lineage: Eukaryota; Metazoa; Chordata; Aves; Gaviiformes; Gaviidae
Gene: NOX4
Product: NADPH oxidase 4
Exons: 18
Coding region: 1-1749 (582 amino acids)
Biological process (GO): superoxide anion generation; defense response
Cellular component (GO): plasma membrane; NADPH oxidase complex
Molecular function (GO): superoxide-generating NAD(P)H oxidase activity
Source: RefSeq, a predicted model, not a curated record